Molecule: messenger RNA, 1796 nt
Organism: Globicephala melas (long-finned pilot whale)
Lineage: Eukaryota; Metazoa; Chordata; Mammalia; Artiodactyla; Delphinidae
Gene: COMT
Product: catechol-O-methyltransferase
Biological process (GO): dopamine metabolic process; developmental process; catecholamine catabolic process
Cellular component (GO): axon; membrane; dendrite
Molecular function (GO): catechol O-methyltransferase activity; magnesium ion binding
Source: RefSeq, a predicted model, not a curated record
GCCUGUGCGCCAUAACUACUGAGCCUGCGCGCUAGAGCCCGCGAGCCACAACUACUGAAGCCCGUGUGCCUAGAGUCCAGGCCCCGCAACAAGAGAAGCCACCCAAUGAGAAGCCUGCACACCGCAACGAAGGGUAGCCUCUGCUCGCCGCAACUAGAGAAAGCCCGUGAGCAGCAAUAAAGACCCAACGCAGCUAUAAAAAUAACGGGCUUAUAAUAAGGAAGGUUUGCGGGGUGAGCUGUUGCUGUAGUGGUUUUGGGAGAGAGGGCCUGCCCCUCACCCAGGUCCACGUGCUGUCUCUGGGGAGAUGGAUGCAGGGUAUGUACAUACACUGGAGGUGUCGGAGGAAGCUCAGGACAAGAAGGCCUUCCCCUCCUCCCAGAAGCGGAUGCUGGAGGCCCCACCCCUGCUGCUGGCAGCUGGCGCCCUUGGCCUGGUGUUGCUGGCGCUGCUGUGGCUGCUGAAGGCCUUGCGACUCUGGGGCCUGUUCAUCAUUGGCUGGAACGAGCUUGUCCUGCACCCCGUCCGCAACCUCCUCAUGGGCAACAGCAAGGAGCAGCGCAUUCUGCACCAUGUGCUGCAGCACGCUGUGGCCGGGGACCCGCAGAGCGUGCUGGACGCCAUCGACGCCUACUGCUCGCAGAAGGAGUGGGCUAUGAACGUGGGCGACAAGAAAGGCCAGAUCGUGGACGCCGUGUUGAGGGAGCAGCGUCCCUCGGUGCUGCUGGAGCUGGGUGCCUACUGUGGCUACUCGGCCGUGCGAAUGGCCCGCCUGCUGCUGCCCGGCGCCCGGCUGCUCACCAUUGAGCUCAACCCUGACUACGCCGCCAUCACCCAGCAGAUGGUGGACUUCGCAGGCCUGCAGGACAGGGUGACCGUUGUCGUCGGGGCAUCCGAGGACAUCAUCCCCCAACUGAAGAAGAAAUAUGACGUGGACACUGUGGACAUGGUCUUCCUCGAUCACUGGAAGGACCGGUACCUGCCAGACAUGCUCCUCCUGGAGGAGUGUGGCCUGCUGCGGAAGGGGACAGUGUUGCUGGCCGACAACGUCAUCUGUCCGGGGACACCAGAGUUCCUGGAGUACGUGCGUGGGAACAGCCGCUUCGAGUGCACGCACUUCAGCUCGUUCCUUGAGUACUCACAGGUGGUGGAUGGCCUGGAGAAGGUCGUCUACAAGGGCCCGGGCAGCCCUGCACAGCCUUGACCGCCCACCCUGCCCCAGCUCCCUGGCCAAGCUGGAUUCUGAAGGGUGUGGUGGCCCUACUCCUAGCUGCCCCGUGUCUGCAAUGUGUGCAUCUGUCCUCAGUGCAACACCCUCAAGGCCUGCGAGGCCCAGGCCUGCCCGCGCUGGCCCCUGCAUGUGGGUCCACCCCAAGCGCUACCAGCUCACCUUGCAAAAUCACUACAGUAAAUCUGGAAAAGUAUCUGACUGUAAAGGCCAGCUCAGGCAGGUGGUGUCCAUGACAGUGUCACACCCCCACCCCCACCCCCACCCCCACCCCCACCCCCCAGCAUUCGUCAGUCUUCUGAUUCAGGAAGUCAGAAGUCAGGGAACUGGGGCUGUGCACUCACACAGCCUGCCCUUGAGGUCUGCCGUCACCAGGUGGCAGCAAUGCCUCAGUGAUGGCACCAUAACCAACAACUCACCCCACACUUCGGACUCCUGAGUUCUUUCACUUCCUUUUUAAGAAUGAAAUGCCACUUCUUUACUAAAAUCAUCUGUUAACAAUCUUAUAUACCAAUAUCAUGUUUAAAUGAUAGUAAAAUAGAAAUUAAAGAUCUAAAUAUUUAGGUAA